Megalobrama amblycephala (Wuchang bream) is the source of this 3187-nucleotide messenger RNA. It is a transcript of the gene chrnb5a, whose product is annotated as cholinergic receptor, nicotinic, beta 5a. The transcript is spliced from 7 exons. Gene Ontology annotation, cellular component: neuron projection; postsynaptic membrane; synapse. The record is from RefSeq and is a predicted model, not a curated record. Gene Ontology annotation, molecular function: acetylcholine-gated monoatomic cation-selective channel activity; transmembrane signaling receptor activity. The coding region runs from base 638 to 2122 and encodes 494 amino acids. NCBI's taxonomy places the organism in Eukaryota, Metazoa, Chordata, Actinopteri, Cypriniformes, Xenocyprididae. Gene Ontology annotation, biological process: signal transduction; regulation of membrane potential; chemical synaptic transmission.
AUUCUCACAGAUCCUUGCACUGCAUCCGAAGAUCACUCAGACAGGAAUACAUCAAACAAUAGCCUAGUGCGAUAGUAUAAAAAUGUUGACGCUACCGAAGUUUGUGAGAUAAAAAAGCAGAAAACGCAGAUGUGUGUGUGUGUGUGUGUGUGGGAGAUUGAACCCAUCAGAGUAACGACAGCAGUUCGCGUCAUCGUUUAAAAGUUGGAGCCGGUGUCUACUGUCAUUUAUUUUCGUGUUGUCGAGAAACGUGUUUACAAAUGCAACAACGGUGUUUCUUGUUAAGAUAUGUGUACUGACUUGAUAAAUGUCUUAAACGUACUUCAAAUGUAAGCGCGCGUAAGCUGACUGGAGUCUGUGGACGGGCUCGCGCUUCUCUUGCCGGACUGGAAUACAUUGUAUUAACGCGAGCAAAGCAUCUGUCGAUGAUUGGGAGACGGUUGCUGAAUACUGAGAGAGGAAGCGCAAAGCCUGGAGCACAGAGAAUAAGCAUCGUAUUGCGUUAAACACACGACAGCGCCCGUCCUGGAGAGGACGGAGGACUCCUGGAGGGUGAUAGUGGCCGUAGACUGGACAUCACUGUGAACCUUCACCCGGGACAGAAAAGAAAGAGAGAGAGCGAGAGAGAGAGAGAGUAAUGGGCACCAUGAUGGCAUCAAAGUGGUUUUUAUGUCCCUGUCUGUUUUGGCUGUGCGUGACAAUGUGUCUUGCUGCUGAUGCUGAGGAGAGGCUGGUAGAUUUUCUGCUUGGUCCUGAGCGCUACAAUAAACUUAUCCGGCCUGCGGUCAAUAAGAGUCAGCAGGUCACUAUUGGCAUCAAAGUCUCUCUUGCACAGCUCAUUAGUGUGAAUGAGAGGGAACAAAUCAUGACAACGAAUGUGUGGCUGACUCAGGAAUGGAAUGACUACAGACUGGUGUGGGAUCCGAAUGAGUAUGAGGGCAUCAAAAAACUACGAAUACCAUCACAGCACAUCUGGCUCCCUGAUAUAGUACUCUAUAACAAUGCAGAUGGGGUGUAUGAAGUAUCAUUUUACUGCAAUGCAGUUGUCUCCAACACUGGUGACAUUUUCUGGCUCCCUCCUGCCAUCUACAAGAGCGCCUGUGCUAUUGAAGUCCAAAACUUCCCCUUUGAUCAACAAAACUGCACGCUUAAAUUUCGUUCCUGGACCUACGACCGCACAGAACUGGAUCUUGUCUUGACGUCCGAUUUUGCCAGUCGUGAUGACUACACACCCAGCGGCGAAUGGGAUAUUGUGUCACUCCCUGGCAGAAAAAACGAAGACCCCAAUGACCUCACAUACCUGGAUGUCACAUAUGACUUUGUGAUCAAGCGCAAGCCUCUCUUCUACACGAUUAACCUCAUCAUUCCAUGCGUCCUCAUCACUUCUCUUGCAAUUCUGGUUUUCUACCUUCCUUCAGACUGUGGGGAGAAGAUGACACUUUGUAUUUCAGUUCUUCUGGCUCUUACUGUGUUUCUGCUACUGAUUUCGAAGAUCGUUCCACCAACAUCACUGGCUGUUCCAUUAAUAGGGAAGUAUCUGAUGUUUACGAUGGUACUUGUCACAUUUUCUAUCGUGACGAGUGUGUGUGUGCUCAACGUGCACCACCGUUCUCCAUCAACCCACCGUAUGCCUGAGUGGGUCAAGCGUGUGUUCCUGCAUAAGCUUCCUGCUUUCCUUCUAAUGCGACGACCAGGAAGAUCUAAUGUACGGGAGAGGUUUCGAAAGAAACACCAGCAGAAAUCGUUUUCCUCUGAUGCAAAGAGCAUAAGGUUGGAUGGAGACUCGUUCUUCUUAAGUGAUGACCCUGGACGUGUGUGCGGCGCUUGGAGGGUCGGUGACCUUCCUGAGGGGUCAGACUUCAGGCAGAGAGUUAAAGUCAGACAUGACCAAGAUGUGGAUGAGGCCAUAGAAGGUGUGAGGUUCAUUGCUGAACAUAUGAAGAUUGAGGAUGAUGAUGAAGGGAUCAUUGAGGACUGGAAGUAUGUAGCCAUGGUGAUUGACCGGCUCUUCCUCUGGAUUUUUAUCCUGGUGUGUGUCGUCGGCACACUCGGACUCUUUGUUCAGCCCCUCUUUCAAAGCUACAACACCCCCGUGGCAGAGGAAGUAUAUGGGGAUUUCUAAAAUAUCUGCUGAAUGACCCUGUGACUUUUGGACAUAACUGUUGACCAAGUUUUGACAUAUCACAAACACAUAUCCACAUUAUUGUUGUGGCAGAACAUAACCAUUGUGGGGCGAAUUCACUAAACUGUUGCACCACUUUAGUUAUGGUGUUUCAGUUCAAACAUAUGAAUCUUAUUCACAAACCACCCACAAUCCAGUUUAAGCAGGUACAAAAUAGCAUUUUGCAUUUAAAUUCAUUAUUUUCCAUGCAAACCACCUUUCUAUGCAAAUUAUUAGGCUUCUUAUAGAAUGUGUAUUAAAAUGAGUGCUGUGUGCUUGGUACAAGAUAUUUGUUUGCAUUUUCUAUUGAACUUGAUAGCAGUAAAUUAUCAAAUGAUGAUUCAUUGAAGUAGAGUGUUAUAAUAAGCCAUAAAAUCAGCCAUUACCUGAUUUGAAUAAUUCCUUUAGAUGCAAGUGAACACAUCAGCUGGUUCAAUUCAUUGUUAGUGAAUAUCCUCCUUGUGUCACAUGACAAACUCUGCCCACUACACUCUCAAAGCUAUAAACCAAUGAUUCUGUUUCUUUAGUUAAGAAUUUCUCAUUUGAGAAAUAAUAGCAUCAUAUGACAGCUGUCAGUGCCACUCAGUCGACAUCUUUGUAGCCAAACUGUUGUAUAACUAUAAUAUUUAUAUGUUUUAUGUAGUGUUCACUUUUAUAUUUUUUCAAGGCACACAUUCACUUCUGUCAAAGAAGGUUUACAGGGUUUCAAGAGCAGGAUGAUUAUCAGAGACCUUGAUACAAGGACUAAUUUUCUAAGAUGUUUUUCUCCUUCUUGCUUGACCUCACACAAAUGCAUUGACACACAAACUGUAGUUCACUCAAUAUUGUUUGAUAUGAACAUUUGAUUAUUGGCUGUGAGUGGUAUUCCAGAAAUAAAUCACAUUUUAAUUGCCUUAAAAGAAAGUUUCAUGCUGUGAUUGAAAAGCACUUCACCACCAUGACAUUAUGAUCAAUAGACUUUUCUCAAACUAAGCAUUGUAAUUUAAAAAAAAAAAAAUAAUAAUAAUAAUACAAUAAAACAUUUUU